Chlamydomonas reinhardtii is the source of this 2025-nucleotide messenger RNA. RefSeq lists its product as uncharacterized. The coding region runs from base 75 to 1616 and encodes 513 amino acids. The record is from RefSeq and is a predicted model, not a curated record. Lineage: Eukaryota; Viridiplantae; Chlorophyta; Chlorophyceae; Chlamydomonadales; Chlamydomonadaceae. The transcript is spliced from 2 exons.
GUUGUUAUAGACCACUUACACGCGCACGAGGGAAGGAGCUUCCACUUUGACAACAUUCUGAGCGACUCACAUAUAUGCAAGGACCGGCGCAGCUGAACUGUCUGCUGGUGGGCUCAUACGUAUUAGCGCUCGUCAUCAUUGUCGUGGACUGGGCGCUUCGUGCUGUCUCAAAGGAAAGGCGGUCCGAGGUCGGUGCAGCAGCUUCCGGGGGUCAGGCCCCUGCCCUCGUGGGCACUGCACCUGGACAGGGCACUGCUGACGCGCCAGUCUCAAUGGCAUCGCCGCGCCAGCAGCCGGACACGCCCUCGGACUUGCUACGGGCAACCCAAUUCUCGGACACCACAAUCGGGGCGUCAACCUUGGCUGGAGAGUCCAGCAUACCCAGCAGCUCAGCGCUCUCAGUCAUGCAGCCGCUGUCACCCCACGCCCCCGUUCAUCCCCACGCCCGCGCCCUCGCGAAGCAGGCGAGCGUCAACCGCUCGCGUACGGCUAUCCAAGCGCUCCAUGAAGCCAAUGAGGCGCUGCGGCACCAAGCGGAGGUGCUGGCCACCGCCGCAGACGAGGAUGUGCAGGCGCCAUCGGAGCAGGCCACCACCGCGGCCGUGCAGAGGUUCCUGUCCCGGCGCAUGAGCCGCAACGCCAGCCGCAAUAGCCGCGGGGCGAUGGUUAGUGGCACGCGCCAAGCCAGCAUGGAGGCGGCGGCGGCAGCUGCCGUGGCGGCCGUGCUGCCGCCUGGGGCCCCGGCCAUGCAGCCCGUCGGCGAGGCGCGCGCAACGGCGACGCCAUCACAAGGGGUGGACGCAGCGGAGUCAGCUGACGCAGCAACAGCGGCGGCGAAUGACGCAGCAUCAGCGGCCGAGCAGGCGACGCGGGACGCUGGGGGUGCAGGUGCUGCCGCGCAGCAGGCAGUGGCGUUAUUGCCAACACCUGAGAUGGCGCAAGUGACCGCAUCAGAGCAGGCCGCUGACGUGCCUACGGAGGCUUCAGCGCAAGAGCUGGCCACAGGACCUGUUGGCGCGUCGGCGGGUGUUGUUGCGGCAAAUGAUCAAGCGCCGGAAGUUGGGCGUGACGCAACAGCGGUGGAGGCCGCCGCAAGGCCUAGCAGCGCCUUGAAGCCGACUGAGGCAGCCGUGACCGCAGUGGCUCAAUUGUCCAGUACUGCACGAACUGUGGAACAGAGCGCUUCACAGGCUGCAGCAAAUGGAGCACACGGCCCCGCAACAACACCUCCUGUAGACAGCACUGUAGCCGGCAAAGCAGCGGCCGUGGCGGUGUCGGCGCCGGUGCACGUGGAGGCGGACGGCAUGGCAGUCGGGCCCAACAAAGGGCACACGCCAGCAGCGGCUCUUGCGGCGACCGCCGCAACGUCCAUCACAGCCGGUCAGGCGACACAGGGCACGGCAAGCGGUGGUCCGGGAGAAACGGAGCAGGCAGCAUCGUCAACGGGGCGAGCAGCACCGGUUGUGCAGGCAACGCUGGCACCUGCAGCACGGGACGUUCAAGGUGCAUCGCUAUCUGCCGUGCCUUCCAAAGGCGCGGCAGCGCAGGAAAGCAGUCCUGAUGCAACCAAGAAGAAGGCAAAACGCCCGGGACUGUUUGCUUGCUUUGGGCGGUAGUGCUACGUCAACUUUGGUGAAGGCAGCAGCUGCCGAGGAGCCGCUGGGGCGUGCGGCAGUCAGGUCGGGGUAAGCAGGAUUGUGGAUGGUUCAGCUGUGCGCAGGUUGCGGUGCUCCGCGAUUUUCAAUUGCAGGUAUCUUUGCUUGCAGUCUGUUUUUAAGAUACUGGAGACCGUGAAAGUUAGCGUCACGUUGCUCCCAAUUUUUGGCAUAUGUGGGUGGACCUGUUUGUGCGGGGGUGCGCAGUGGGGAGGGGUGCCGGGGCAGGUUCGCACACGGGUGCCGAGCUCCCGAUCGGGUUGCGUGUCAGUUCACUGACGAAAUGACGAAAUGACCUUAUGGCAUGGACGGCUUAAAGGCAUCAUACUGUUUAGGUUACAACGAACGCGGGUCUUACGGAAGGACUGUA